AAAGGAGUCACGCGGUUGGACUGCUCAGUCAUCUUCAGCAGAUCCCGGGGUUGUAGUGUUGCUUGCAGUAAACCCUGGUCUAGCUCGAUCUUGCCAUGAUGGGGCUUCGCGAUUUAGUAUUGCUCGCCUCUCUGGUGGCUGCUUGUUCGGCGCUGAUCAGAAUCCCUCUGAAGAAAUUCCCUUCCAUGCGUAGCAUCUACAAUGAAUAUGGGACCAAUAUCCAAGAUUUGACUGAGUUGGGAGAAAUGCUGAAAUAUAAAUUUGGGGGUCCUGGUGCACAAAUACCCACCCCAGAGGCUCUGAAGAAUUACAUGGAUGCACAGUAUUAUGGGGAGAUAGGUAUUGGGACUCCACAACAGAAGUUUACGGUAGUCUUUGAUACUGGCUCAUCAAACCUCUGGGUGCCAUCUAGUCACUGUACCUUGCUGGAUAUUGCCUGCUUGAUACAUCAUAAGUACGAUUCUUCAAAAUCUAGCACAUACGUGAAAAAUGGUACGGAUUUUGCCAUCCAUUAUGGUACUGGGAGCCUUUCGGGAUAUCUCAGCCAGGACACUGUGACGAUUGGUGACAUGUGUGUCAAGAACCAGUUGUUUGGUGAAGCUACCAAGCAGCCUGGCAUCACUUUUAUUGCUGCAAAGUUUGAUGGCAUUCUCGGCAUGGCAUACCCCGAGAUCUCUGUGGAUAAAGUAGCACCUUUUUUUGAUAAUGUAAUGGAACAGGGAUUAUUGGAAAAGAACCUAUUUUCCUUUUAUCUAAACAGGGAUCCAAAAGGCGAAACUGGAGGGGAAUUGCUUUUUGGAGGAACAGAUUCCCAGUAUUAUAGUGGAGACUUCAGUUGGGUGAAUGUGUCUCGUAAAGCUUAUUGGCAAGUCCACAUGGAUAAAGUUGAUGUUGCUAAUGGCCUAACUGUGUGCAAGGAUGGCUGUGAAGCUAUUGUAGACACAGGAACAUCACUUAUUACAGGGCCAACUAAGGAAAUUAAAGAAUUGCAGAAAGCCAUUGGAGCUAAGCCAAUCAUUAAAGGACAGUACAUGCUCCCAUGUGAUAAACUAUCUACACUUCCCACUGUGUCUCUAGUGCUAGGAGGGCAGUCUUACGCUCUUACUCCAGAUCAGUAUGCCUUAAAAGUUACUGUUCAAGGAGAAACUCUUUGUUUGAGUGGAUUUUCAGGCUUGGAUGUCCCACCACCUGGUGGGCCUCUUUGGAUUCUUGGUGAUGUUUUCAUUGGGCCUUAUUACACAGUAUUUGAUCGAGAUAAUGACUCUAUUGGUUUUGCAAAGAGUACUAGCAAGGUGUAAAAGCAAUUAAUCAUUGCCUUCCACAGUCUCAAUACAAAUGCACUCCCAAGCACAUUGUGCUUUGCUUUUAUAUUGUGACUGAUUGCACUCAGAACAAAAUCAAGAAAGUACAAAUGAGAGGAAAUGUUUUUAAAUUAGAAAAGUUACUAUUGAUCUUCCAAAAUUUAUUUGCCAUCCUUCUGAUAACAUACCAUAUAAAGGCUCUAAUAAAAUUACAAAUUUUGGGGUGUCCUAAUAUUGUAUGUACCCUUCAGAUUUCUGAUUCUUUGAAGCAUGAUCCUUUCAUACGUUUCCAAGCAAAAGUUGUUUUGUAUAAGCAACUUUAUUUUCUGCCCACCCUCCCCAAAAUUAUGUAUGCUUUUGGAUACAAUUUUCUAGCAACUCUCCCACCAUAUAUGUAUAUAUGCACAUAUACAUAUAAUAUAUGUAUGUACAUAUGUAUGUAUAUUGCAGUUGAUCAUUGAAAAAUUCUUAAUAGUUGAGAAGUCACCCUAAAAUUGCAUUUGAUUCUCUAUUUGCACUGUUGAAUAUAAAUAUAUAGAUAUAUAUAAAGCGAUUGCAUCUCUGUCAUCUAGGAAGUGUGGAAUGUGACAGAGCAGUUCUGAACUAACACAUUUUAUAAAACAUGGUUAUGGUUAGUAAUGAAUACUUGGGGAAACAGCCAUUGUAAUAGGGAGGAUAAAAUUUAAAGUGAAAGUAAAGAUAAAUGUUAAAUUGCCAUUUAGCCUAAGUUUCCCCUACUCAGGUAGUAUGUUGUUUGUGAAUAUUUUGCUCUUCAGUUUUCCAAACCUUUUGUAAUUCCUAGUUUCUUUUUGAGAUAUGAGAACAGAAUUAUGUGACUUUUCCCAAAAAAUAUUUCACAUAAAACUUUAUGAGACAUUUUGGCUCAAUUUUUGAGACAUUUUGAUUCAAGUUAGUUUUGAAGAAGAAGUAUCCAAAAUCUUUUUGCAUAGAUUUCUAUAUUGGGUAUUCACAAAAG
Crotalus tigris (Tiger rattlesnake) is the source of this 2277-nucleotide messenger RNA. It is a transcript of the gene CTSD, whose product is annotated as cathepsin D. NCBI's taxonomy places the organism in Eukaryota, Metazoa, Chordata, Lepidosauria, Squamata, Viperidae. The transcript has 9 exons. Gene Ontology annotation, biological process: proteolysis. The coding region runs from base 96 to 1298 and encodes 400 amino acids. Gene Ontology annotation, molecular function: aspartic-type endopeptidase activity. The record is from RefSeq and is a predicted model, not a curated record.